This is a messenger RNA of Amphimedon queenslandica, 3479 nucleotides long. RefSeq names its product integrin alpha-V-like. Gene Ontology annotation, biological process: cell-matrix adhesion; integrin-mediated signaling pathway; cell adhesion mediated by integrin. Gene Ontology annotation, cellular component: integrin complex; external side of plasma membrane. Gene Ontology annotation, molecular function: integrin binding. NCBI's taxonomy places the organism in Eukaryota, Metazoa, Porifera, Demospongiae, Haplosclerida, Niphatidae. The coding region runs from base 49 to 3345 and encodes 1098 amino acids. The record is from RefSeq and is a predicted model, not a curated record. The transcript is spliced from 29 exons.
UCUACAGUCUGAUCUGGAAUAGCUGUGUUUACUACACAGACAGGCAUCAUGUAUCUUUUUUUGCUUUGCUUCUUUCCUUCUCUUAUCCUCCUUACUGGAGUCAGUGGAUUCAACUUGGAUCCGUCCUCUCCCACUCUUGUAUUUUCUAGCGGCGGCGGCGAGGAAUUGUUUGGAUUUUCUGUGGCGCAGCAUCGCACAACUGGCGGAGCACACUCGUUACUUGUAGGUGCUCCCAAGGCUUUGUAUGAGGGAAGGAGAGAGGGCGGAGUCUACCAAUGUCCCAUCAUUAAUGGUUCUCUAUGCCAAAGGAUUAACAAGUUUAAUCUUAAAAACAAUAGCAUUUAUAACCCAUUUACUGAUAUCAGUAGCUUUGAUAUCUCUUCAUUUGAAGACCAGUUGCUCGGGUUUACCGUCAAGACUUCUGAUCAUAAUGUCACUGCCUGUGCCCCAUUGUUUAUAUCUGGGUCUACAUUUAGCGGACCUUAUUUAAGAUCUUCCACUAAUGGUCGCUGUGCUCUCUUUCCUAAUGACAUUGAAGCAGCUACUACACCAAAUCAGAUAUCUCCAUUGGAUGAGCCUGGCUUUUCGCUGGCUGGAGUUGAUGCUCAAUUUUUCAAUGAAAGCAGUACGAGCAGUUCAGAGUUGUUAGCAAUAGGAUCUGUUUGGAGUGGAGGCUCAAAUCCUUUUUUUGGCAAAGUGUUUUCUAUUGAUACAGCUAAUAAGCAGACAAAAUUGCAAACUAGUGUCAACAAUAAUCCACCGAUUGAUGAACUUAGAGGCUAUCACUUGGAGCGGGGACAUUUUUUUGUUGAUAUAAGCACUGACGUUACUGAGAUAUUCUCAAGUGCUCCAAGAGCUAACAACCACAAAGGGCAGAUCAGAGCGUUAUUUCCAGAUAAUAACAUUCUACAGGAGUCUUGGGUAUUUGAAGGAACUGAGGCUGAUGGUUAUUUUGGUUAUGAUUUUGCUCUGUUAGAUUUAAAGGCUAAUGGCUACCAUAGUUUAGUGGCUGGUUGUCCAUUCUGUAAUAGAAACAGAGGAAGGAUUACCCUAUACCUCCACAGUGGGGACCACAGCAGCCCUAUUAAAAAUACGACAGUCAUUGAGUCUCCAGCUCCUCAAGAGCCAGGUAGCUUUGGGUACUCAGUCGAGUCUCUUGGCGAUAUCAACAGAGACGGCUUUGAAGACCUUGCAGUCUCCGCCCCUUAUGCUAACGGAGAAAUGGGUGUGGUUUACAUAUACCUGGGAGGUGUGGCUGGUUUAACUUUCAGUCAGGCUGUACCUGGUAGAGCUCAUGGUAAAGGCUUUGGAUUGGUCCUGGCUGGUGGUAAGGACAUUGACGCCAAUGGGUAUCCAGAUUUAAGCGUUGGGGAUUUGAGCGGAUCUGAAGUGAUAAGUAUCAGAAGCAGUCCUAUCAUUAGUGUAGAGGUUGAGCUACUGGAGACCGACCUGACCAUUAAUUAUGCUGAAAAGAAUUGCAUUAUUAACAACAUUGAACUUGUCUGUUUCAACAUCACUCCAUGCUUUACUCUUACUACUGUCCAUGGCAAUGUACCAAAUUUCAAAUUCAAGUACAGUCUAUCAGUUGAUCCAGUUACCAGGCGUGUUGGUCUUGCUGAUAAUCUUGAGUCAAAUGUAGUGACUCGUGAAGUCACAUUGAGUGUUAACAGUGGCAGUAGAACCUGCACAAACACUAGUACCUAUGUGCUCCAGCCUGAUUUCUCAAACACUGAUCCGUUUCCAUUAAGCAUUUCAGUAGAUAAUCCUGAUACGCUCCUUCCACUGGUCACUCCAGAGGAUACACAAUAUGGAGGACCACUUCAUCCUAUACUAAACCAAAAGGAGUCAAACAACUUUGAAAAACAGAUUGUUCCAGAGUUUGUUUUAAACUGUGGUUCAGAUAGAGUGUGUGAUCCAGAGUAUGAGAUCGAUGUUGAACUCAUUGGAGAAACGGAUACUGUUCCAUUGGCAGCUGCUUACACUUUUGGUGUUCAAGUUAUGCUAAAUGUGACAGAGGAGGACAGUCUUGCCCCGUCACUGGUAGCACUCAUACCACCAGGGAUACAGUUUGCCAGCUCAGAGUCCAUUACUGCUUCUGCUGUGUCAAGCUGUGAAACACCUUCAACUCAAACUAUUAGAUGCUUGUUGAAGAAUCCAAUACUAGCUAAUGAAAUAGUUUCGUUGCAGUUGUUUUUUAGAAUUGAUGUCCGUCAAAUUGACCUCGGUGUGAAUAAUCUCCAGUUUAAUUUCUCGAUAGAAGGCAGUAAUCAUACAGAACCAUUGGAUGAAGAGUACAUUGAAGUAUCAACCAGUUCUGUAGCCAGCUAUGGAAUAAGUAGCAGUUUUAGUAGUGAUAAUAUUCAAGCAUUCCGUCGUCUUCCAGUCACCACCAACAGUACAACUUUCAGUGACAUUGGACCUACUUUAACUUACCAGGCCACAGUAUCCAAUACACUGACUAAUGACAGGGGCUCCCCCAUUCCUCGCACUCUAUUAACUAUCACAUGGCCUUCUGUAAUCACAGUCUUUGGAGAAAGGAGGCCCUACCUAGUCCCCACCAGACUGGCCAUAAUAGGGUCUAACAGCACCAUAUGCAGACAGAGAGGUGCUAUACCUUACGAUCUAUUGCCUCCAGAAAUCAUGCCAUCCUUUGUAUUGCCAAAUAUUACAGGACCAGUCCAAAUUGAAAACUGUCCUGGUAAUCAGAUCAGCUGUGGUCUAAUACAGUGUACCAUUGAGUACAUUCCAGCUCAAUCCUCUGACGAUACAACUGUGACCACACCUGUCCAAAUAUCAUUGUUUGCAACACUAUGGAGUCCGUCCGUUCGUGAAGAUAAGAACAUCAGUGUGUUUACUAGAGUUGAGAGUGCAACAGAAUAUCCUGAAAUACUGACCAAUGAAAGCACCACUCAAACCAGAAAUUUUAUCAACGUGCAGUUAGGCGUGCAAGAAGUAAUUGUGGACUGUGUAGAUCCGUGGAUACUUGCACUCUCUGUCAUAGUCGGUCUAUUGGUUGCACUCCUCAUACUCAUUGCUGCUUCUAUUUCCACAUUUGUGGGUCACGGAUACUUCAAGAGAAAGAAGAACGAGGAGCUCCGGAAGCGUUGGAGGGAGAUCCAGGAAACUGAUGGGAGUCUUGGUGCUAGAGUCAUACCACCACUAGAGUCCUUUGCAGCUCCUUCCAGCAGAAAAGCAAGUAAAGAUGAUGAAGCAAAGGAUAAUGAUAAUGGCAAUCUCCGUCCACCAAGAUACAGUGAUCUUGGCCCUAUAACUGAGAGUUUAGCAGCUGCAGCAGUAGCAGGAGGUUUGCCUAAUGACGAAGACGAAUUAGAAACAGAAAUAUAAUUGAGAACGAUUAUCAUUAUUAAAAUGACAAAAACUGCAUAACAGAUAAUACAAUAUCCCCCAAUCAUAAUAGAUCAGAUUUAUUAUAAAUAUUAGAAACAUUGAUUGAUUAUUAUACUCAAAGUCUGAAAAAC